Messenger RNA from Pseudomassariella vexata, 1005 nucleotides. Its product is annotated as hypoxia induced protein conserved region-domain-containing protein. Gene Ontology annotation, biological process: mitochondrial respirasome assembly. The transcript is spliced from 3 exons. The record is from RefSeq and is a predicted model, not a curated record. Gene Ontology annotation, cellular component: mitochondrion. The coding region runs from base 113 to 739 and encodes 208 amino acids. NCBI's taxonomy places the organism in Eukaryota, Fungi, Ascomycota, Sordariomycetes, Amphisphaeriales, Pseudomassariaceae.
GCUACGAAUCCAUGUCAUCAUUGAUUUUUACAGUCAUUUACUCGAGCACCCGUCGUACAACGACGUUGAUAUCAGCGCAACCUAAUUCGACCGAGAAACCACAGAGCUCAACAUGGCUGACGAUCGGUCUAUGCCGUCGUCAUUCGACGACGACAAAGAGUACAAUGAAACUGGCUGGCAGAAAGUGUCCCGGAAGCUGCGGGAAGAACCUCUGGUACCCCUAGGAACGGUCCUGACGUGUGCCGCCCUUUACAACGCCUGGAUAGGAAUGCGACGUGGUGACCAUGCUCAAGUCCAACGAAUGUUCCGGGCGCGUAUCGGUGCCCAAGCAUUCACAAUUUGCGCCAUAGUCGCCGGAGGAGCCUACUACGGAGCCGAUCGUGAGAAGCGCAAGGAGUUGAUCAAGUUAGAGGCACAGCAGCGGGCAGAGGAACGCCACCAGAAGUGGUUACGCGAACUCGAGAUACGAGACGACGAGGACAAACAAUUGAAGGAGCACUUGAAACGGAGAAAGGAGCGUGUACUGCAGAAGAGGGCCGAGGACAAGGAGAAAGAGGGUGUUAUAGACGGUUUGAAAGCCGAGACGACGCCAGACGCUGAGGGACAGGUGCCAGUGCAGGAAAUCAAAGAGGGCUCGACUGUGCUGGGCGCUUUAUCACAGGCUGGUGGGUGGUUUGGCACAGGCAAGAAAGAAGAUCCCAAACAUGCCGAGAAGGAACAAGAAAAGCCGAAGAAAUGAUCUGGACCGGCAUGGAGUCUCGGGUCUUGGCGCAAAUGUAUUAUAUUGUUCGUAGUUGAGCUGGUAGGGUCAAGUCGUAAACUUUGCAUCCAUGCUUAGUCUACAGCCAGGGUUACACAUGAAUCUGUUUGGACUCCGGAAAUUGGCGGCUGUGGCUAUCACAGGCGAGAUAUAUGCGAAGCAUACCACUUCACUCGAGGAUUUACGUCACUGUGCUGUUAUACUUGUAGUAAUGCAAGGAUGAAUUGACCGAUUCUUCACCUGGG